Messenger RNA from Drosophila albomicans, 651 nucleotides. RefSeq lists its product as uncharacterized. The record is from RefSeq and is a predicted model, not a curated record. The transcript has a single exon. The coding region runs from base 1 to 651 and encodes 216 amino acids. NCBI's taxonomy places the organism in Eukaryota, Metazoa, Arthropoda, Insecta, Diptera, Drosophilidae.
AUGCAUGCGACCGUGUCAGAUAAAGUGAUCCUGGCCACAGCAGUCAUCAAAAUAAAGACGAAUUCAGGCGAUUUCGUCUUAGCCCGAGCUUUGCUGGACUCUGGGUCACAAAUUAAUUUUGUGACUGAGGAACUAGCUCAGCGGCUGCAUUUGCGUAGAGAAGACUCGUGCAUCAGCUUGCUUGGCAUUGGUGAAUCCAAUUCUCAAGUUAAAAAAAAGAUACACACUGUGGUGAAGUCGCGAGUUGGCUGCAAUGAAUACGCGAUCGAUUUAUGGAUCCUCAAAUCGAUCUCAGGUUAUCAGCCAGAUCACACUGUAAAUGUCAGUGGCUGGAAGAUACCUGACAAUAUUCAGCUAGCGGAUCCCUAUUUCUUUAAACCGCAGAAAAUUGAUCUUCUUAUCGGCGCUGAAACAUUCUUUGACCUAUUGUCCGUUGGCCAAAUCAAGCAAGGUCCAGAGUGUCCAAUCCUCCAAAAGACAAGCCUUGGGUGGAUUGUCUCGGGGCGGUACACUCCUGGUGAAAAAUCUCACCAGAAGAUGACUGUCAAUCUGAGCUAUCAGGAAGAAAGUUUGAGCUCGAUUGACAAGACCUUGCUGAAGUUUUUGGACUGUCGAAGAUGUGCGCUCUCCCUCCAAAGUCCUUUCCGCUGA